ACUCCUCUUGUGGUUAUCAACUGAGGAGCACACGUGAGCCGUGAUGCAUUUAUACAGCCGUAUUUUGCACGUCACUAUGACAGGCGGAAGAAGAAGUAGUUCCUGCCAAUCAUUUAGACAGUCCCAAUAAUAUAGUUACUUUCCACUGUGUUCCUAUAAAUGUUCACAAUGCAAUGUUCACUGUGUUCCUACAAAUUACAAAUUUACCACAAAUUUCUGAAAUAUCGAUAUUUUGAAAUAAGAAUUGAGUCUAGAACACAAAUAUUUGCUAUCGGAAGAAUCGAUAUUACAGUAUCGAUCCGCACAUCACUAUUUUUAGGGAUCUGACGCUUCCUUACUUUCAGUCAGACUUAACAGCAUGGAAUCCAGCCGCUUCGCCUUUUUCAGUAUUUUUCUUUUGUGCACCUGCUCGGCUUCACCGCCGAAUUUCGUCCUCAUCUUCGCUGACGAUUUGGGUUACGGGGACUUGGGCUGUUAUGGACAUCCCAGUUCACUCACUCCCACCCUGGACCGCCUGGCAGCUGAAGGACUCCGAUUCACAGAUUUUUACAGCACCUGCCCCGUGUGCACACCGUCCAGGGCAUCAUUGUUGACAGGUCGCUAUCAGACCCGGUCAGGCAUCUACCCAGGCGUGUUUUAUCCAGGAUCUAUAGGUGGUCUUCCUCUGAAUGAGACCACCAUUGCCGAAGUUUUAAAGCCCCUGGGCUACGCCACAGCGAUCAUAGGAAAGUGGCACCUAGGUGUUGGGCAUAAUGGCAUGUUUCUCCCAACCAAGCAGGGCUUUGACCAUUUCCUGGGGAUCCCAUACUCCCAUGACAUGGGCCCCUGUAAGAAUCUGACUUGUUUCCCUCCAGAUAUAAAAUGUUACGGAUUGUGUGAUAUUGGCAGCGUAGCCGUCCCACUAAUGGAGAAUGAGAUCAUAAAGCAACAACCAGUCAACUUCCUGGAUCUGGAGAAAACCUACAGUGACUUUGCAACAAACUUCAUAACCACAUCGGUUGAGAAAAAACAACCAUUCUUCCUCUACUAUCCAUCACAUCACACCCACUACCCCCAGUAUGCAGGUAUAGGGGCAGCUGGACAAUCUUUAAGGGGUCCGUACGGAGAUUCCCUGUUGGAGUUUGACAACAGUGUAGGCCACCUGGUGGAAACUCUGAAGAGGACAGGAGUGAUCAACAACACAUUGGUCUUCUUUACAUCAGACAAUGGGCCUGAACUGAUGCGUAGGUCCCGUGGAGGCAUUGCUGGUCCUCUGAAAUGUGGCAAAAGUACCACAUAUGAAGGAGGCAUGAGAGAACCUGCCAUCGCCUACUGGCCGGGGACCAUCAAGCCAGGUGUUACUCAUGAGAUGGCCAGCACUCUAGAUAUCCUCCCCACAUUGGCGCGCCUGGCAGGAGCUGAACUACCACCGGUGAUGUUGGAUGGGGUCGAUAUGACGGAUAUCCUUGUUAACCAAGGAAAGAGUAAAAGGGAGACCGUGAUGUUCUACCCUGUAAAUCCCAGUGAAGACUAUGGCCUGUUUGCUUUAAGGCUGGGAAAGUACAAGGCCCACUUCUACACACAAGGUGCUUUCCACAGCAGCACUACACCAGACAAAGACUGCUCAGCAUUGCGCGAGACUCACGACCCUCCUCUGAUAUUCGAUCUGGAGGCUGACCCAUGUGAGCUCUAUGCUCUACCAGUAGAUGAAUCUGACAUCCAAUCUGUGCUGCAACAGGUCAAGACAGUUAAGGAGCAAUUUGAAUCCUCCAUGGUGUUUGGAGAGAGCCAAAUGGCAAAAGGAAAAGACCCCAGCCUCGAGCCUUGCUGCAACCCUGAGUGUAGCCCCAAACCUAGCUGCUGUCAUUGUUGAUGAGAAACAUUGCUGCAGCUCCUAAUGACAAUAAAGAAAGGGAAAGUUGAACUGCAGUGCUGCUCUUUUGUAGAGAGUUGAGUUUUAAUUGCUACAAAUUAAGAAGCAGUGUACAGGCAAUGUGCUUCCUUAGUGAGGAGGUGAUUUUCCAAGAUUUAAUACUGUCUAAAUUCAGAAAUAAUGU
This is a messenger RNA of Oreochromis niloticus (Nile tilapia), 2036 nucleotides long. RefSeq names its product arylsulfatase A. NCBI's taxonomy places the organism in Eukaryota, Metazoa, Chordata, Actinopteri, Cichliformes, Cichlidae. The record is from RefSeq and is a predicted model, not a curated record. Bases 359 to 1852 code for a protein of 497 amino acids. The transcript has 8 exons. Gene Ontology annotation, molecular function: arylsulfatase activity.